Astrephomene gubernaculifera is the source of this 7082-nucleotide messenger RNA. Lineage: Eukaryota; Viridiplantae; Chlorophyta; Chlorophyceae; Chlamydomonadales; Astrephomenaceae. The record is from the annotation of a GenBank genome assembly.
GGGCGCUACAAUAUUUCCCUGACGAUUACGCCAGCAUGCAAGCAGUUAGCCAAAAUCCAUGCGAGCUAACUUUAUCUGGCAUAUAUGCAGCCGUAGUAUUUAAUGAGGCACUUCAACACAUUUUUAAUGUCCACAACAAUAAGGAGUUAACCGAGUUUACGUGUUGCGACUGACUUACGCCCAGCUCUUAGCGUCGACACGGUCGAAUAGUUUCCCUGUCAGUGCACUUUAAUGUGCUCCUUAACUUAACGGGACGGUGCUGUCAUUAUGCCACUGUUUCUCUCGGUUGACGCUUACAAUUUUACGUGAGGCCAUUACCGGCAGCGAAAUAUGGCAGUCGCUUCGGAUGACGCGUUCUCACUGCUGCGCAGCCUUAAGGCUGCUGGUGAAAGAACUGGUGCAGUUGAAGCCGAAGGCGCGCUGCAUCUGAGACGAACCUCCCGGCGAACCCUCGAUGGCCUCCACGAUAUUCCCGCUCUCCUUCCCCAACCCUCCCUGCCCUUUUCCAAGUUCCCAGCCCCAAGCCACUCAUCCGGCGCGCUGCUCACCACCGCUGCCUCCAAUCCCUCACCAUCCCUUUCAAGCAGCGGCGGCUUCGUUACCGCCGCCGCCAACAACCUAAACAAUGCCACCACAACAACUAACAAUAGCCUAACCCUAACCGCGACCCAUAUCAACCUCGGCUUUUCCACUAGCACCAGUUUCACCCUUCCAAGCGGUGUCAACCUCGCCUCUCUAAGCAGCGCUCCCCUGCCCCUCAUCCCCUCCGCCGGCUCCUCCCCAGCCGCCUCGCCCUCCCGCCUCUCUAUCCGGGCGCCACCUCCGCUGGGAUCCCUCCCCAGCCCUACUUCAACCUCCCCUGGAGCAGCUACCGGAUCCACUACCAGCGGCGGCGGCGGCGCCGCCGCUGGCCUCUUGGGCUCCCCCUCCUCCCCGCCCCUGCACCACCUGCAACUCGCCCCAGGCAUCAGCCGACGCAUCUCCCACUCGCACCCGCACCCUGCCUGUCAUGACCCAGCCAUGCCGCACAGUCACGGCAGCCCGCUACCGCUGCUGUUCGACCCGCCAGUGGCGCUGUCCGCAUCGCCCCCGAGCGCCUCCGCCUCCUGCGUCGCCAUGCACGUCGCACUGCAUGGCGGGAUGUCCCUGUCCGCCAGUGUGCCGCCCGCGGGCAGCCCGCCGCUGCGACACCUCUCCGCGCCAUUCUUCGCGCUGCCCUCCGGAGGCGCCGGCGGCGGCGCUGGCGGUGGUUCCUCCUCGCCUUCCUCACCCUCCUACCUGCCCACCAUCAACGUCAACCUCAGCGGCGGCGGCGGGGACGGCGGCGGCUCCUCCCCGCCCUACGCGGCGACACAGCAGGUCGUGGCAGGGGCAGCCGGCCAUCCCUUCAUGCGGCCGCAGAGCAGCCGGAGCAGUGGCGGAGGCGGAGCCGUCGUCGCAUCCGCCGCCGUCAGCAUUCCCGGCGCCGGUGCUGGCAGCGGCGGCGGCGGCGGCGGUAAGCUCUCGCUGGCGGCGGCUUCCUCUCCCGCUGCAGGGCCCACCACGCCCAGCUGCAUGGGAAGCACAUGCGGGUUGAUGAUCCGCUCUCCGCGGCUGUCCGGUCCCUCCUGCCCCGCAUCUCCCACCAGCAGCGGCGGCGGAGGACACCCUGCUGCCGUACACUUGGGUGCCGUACCCUCACUGGGCCCGCUACCCGCCGCCGCCGCACACCCGUCACACGCCGGGUCAAGCCUCGCCCUCGCCUUAAGCCCGCGGGGCUUGGCGCUUGACCCUUUGACCAGCUGCCCAAGCGUCAGCGGUGGCGGCAGCAGCAGCAGCGGCGGCGGCGCGCCGCCGUUAAGUACCGUACAAGAAAUACGGCAUCAGGCCCAACAGCAGCUACAGCAGCAGCGGCGGCCCUCGUCUGCUAGGACGGGACCAGCGGCGGCGGCGAUGGCGGCGGCGACGUCGGCACCGGGGUCCGAGGGCGGCUUGCCGUCAGCGCCGUCGUACGUACGGCGGGCCAGUACGAGCGGCGCCAUCGCGGAGAUGUCGCCGGCGGCGGAGCUGAGCGCCAUCCAACACGUCCACCACCACCCGCUACACCACAUGGGCUCCGUCCCUCAUCAUCAGCCUAGCUUCGGCCAGAUGUCGGCUGCUGCGCAAGCGCAGCCUUCGUCCGUACAAUCACAGCAGCAGCAGCAGCAAUCACAUGAGCAGCAGCAGCAGCAGCAGCAGGAGCCCCAGAGGAAAACCACGGCCACGCUAGGAAGACCACCCAUAUCGCCAUCUCGCAGACAGUCCGGGGCGGGAGCUGGUGCUGGUGCUGGUGCUUCUACCACUCCGAGUGCGGGUACUGCCGCCGCUCAAGCCCUGGCCGCCGCCGCAGCUGGGGCCUGCCUGACCCAGAUGGGAGCUGCUGCAGCCGCGAUGACAACUAGCAGCCAUGCAAAACAGGCAAACAACGCGUCUUCCGCCUCCUUUGCCGACGUGUCAAGCGAUGUGUCAAGUGGCGCUUCAACCCCCAGCGCAGCUAUCCAUGCAAUCAGCAAUACCUCGGGGGAUCCGACGUGCUCAGAAGAGGGCGAUGCGGCCACCCGCGCAAGCGCUGCUGCUGCCAGCAUCACACCCAUGACCGCGGUGUUGCCGUCAGCUGGCACCACCUCUGCCACCUCCAUGAACGUUGACGCAACUGCUGCUCCCAACGGCACAACCAACCCUCAAGCUGAACCCCAACAACAACAUCAACCACUACCACUCGGACAGCGGCCCAGCCUCCUUCCUUUGCCCAGCUUUGCCGUACAAGCCACCGCACCAAUCGCAGCCCGGCCGCCACUGUCUCCGGCUCCGUCACAGCCCGUGCCAGUGCCCAUGCCGUCUCAGUCUUCCCUGCUACUGUCCCCAGCAGCAGCCCUCAGCCCUCUCCCUCCGCACACUCCACAUGCGCCUCCCAGCCCACCUCUGCAUGCACGGUCCCCGAGACCGGACCCACUGCUCCGCCGCCCCUCCACCGCCAGCGGCUGCGGCGGCGGCGGGGGAUCCCCUGUCGUACAUCCCGCCUCCGCCAAGCACUUGCCGCCACCGCCACUCGGCCACCGAGCGGGUGCGCUGCCGUCGAUGACGGGCUUCGGAGCCCAUGCGGAUUCGUCACCGGGUACGGCAGGUGGGGCUGGAUCGAGACCUGGAUCUGCUCGAGCUUCUGGGACUGGCUGCAGAUCCAGAUCUGGCUCCGGAACCGGUCAAGGCGGAUUCGAUUUUGCAGUACGGUUCGGCGGCGCGCCGUCGUACAGCGGCAGCGGCGAUGCGGCCAACGGUGUACGACACGCAGAUCCGCAAGCGAGCGGCAUUCUGACGGGCGGCCGUCGUCAGACGCGCGACGGCUCGGCGGCGACUCUCGCGACGGAGGAUGCUGACGCGUUAGGUGCGGCGGCGCCGCUCCGGCGGCUGUCGGGCGGCGCGUCGCCGCCGCCAAUGCUCAACACUACCGCCAGCGGCGGUAACGGCGUUGGCGUCAGGGUGCCGUCUCCUUCGGGAGAGAGUCACACCUCUUCAGUCGCUGAGGGGCUCUGGGCGCCUGAUCAAGACAUCAUGCCGCAUCUGGCUAGUCGCAUCGGCAGCGUCGGCGGUCGCCGCUCGCCGUCAGGCUUGCUCCAAACGCCGCUGCCGCCGCCCGCAAGUGCUGUUCCGCCGCCGGCCGCCGGGUCCGCCGUCGUCGCCGCCGGAGCUAGCGGCAGCAGCAGCAACAACAGCAGCGGCGGCGGUGCCGCUAGUGGCAACCUCGCUGGCGGCGGCGCCAGCGCCAGCGGGGCCGCUAUGGAGCUGACGGCGCCGAGGUUUCGCUCCGCCGGGAGCUUCACAGCUGGCGCCGGCGCCUGCUACGGCGGCGGCGCCGCCAACGCACGUCUUCGACCUGCGCCGCCACAGCAGCCGCGUCUACGUUCGGCGAACAGCGGCCGAGCGGGUGGCUUCCUUCAAGCGCUGGCGGCGGCAGCCGGCCUCAAGCCAGACGGCGCCGGCGGUGGCGGCGGCGGCGGCGGCUCCGUCCGAGAUGGCAGCAGCGACGGUGACAGUGGCGGCGGCGGCGGCGGGCGUCCUCGAUCCAUCAGUGACAGCGGCUACGCGAUUGAUGGGGCCGCCGUGGGGUUACACAUGGAGGGCUCUCUGGCGGUGUUGGGGGACAUGUGGUCCCGGGUACGACAGGGGACGAACCACAACAAGAGGUACGCCGUCAGGUCGGCGACGGCGGGCGGCGGCGUUGCUGCUGGUGCUGGCGGCGGCGGCGGCGGCGGUGCCAGUGCCAACGGCGACCUGAGCGGAGCCUCGGAGGAGGAGGGCCUGACACCGAAGGCAGCAGCUGACAAGGCAGCAGCCGCAAGCAAGGCCCAAACCUCCUCCGCCAUGCAACCGUCUCCCGAGCCCACCCUCGCGCCCCGGCCAGCAACCGCCCCUACCAAUACACCCGGCUCUCGAUCACACUCACCGACACCUGCCGCCACGCCCUUCUCCCAAUUCGCGGUUGCGGCCGCCGCCGCUGCCGGCGUGACAGCUCCCGCCGCCACUACCGCAGCUGCCGCAGCCGUGGGGCCCUCUGCCAGCCCCGGCGGCCGCGGCAGGGGCAGCGGCGGCGGCGCUGGGCCGCUGAGCCUGGGAAUGGUUCGAUUGGACGCGAGCGUUACAAGCCUCCCGCUCAAGAUCCUUGCGUCUCCUGGUGGCCCCUGCAGCCCUUCGGCUGCUGCUGCUGCGGCGGCGGCGUCGGCGCUUUCGGCGAAUGGCUCUGGCGGCAGUGCCAGCAGCGGUGGCAGCGGUGGCAUUCGGCUGGGAUGAAGGGGCGUGGGCAUGCAGGAUGUGGCUGCAGGAUGACGCAUCGCAGUGAAACAUUAGACCGCAGCUGGAUGCAAGUGUGUGGCUGGUUGUGUGUGGCAGUUGGCUGUGUGGGUGUGGGUGUAUUGGUUGGGCUGUUGGGGUGGGGCGAUGAACCGUGACUUGUGACUGGCAUGGAGGGGGAACGGAGGCACUUGCAUUGCAGGGGGCCGCAUGUCUACGAAAAACGAUAAAGGCCAUCUGUAAAGCAUGUCCCCUAGGAAAGCGUGCGCUGGCGUGCGUGUUAAGUGUCGCCUCCUCCUCCUGAGAGGCUGAGGGAAAUGAUCUUUAGUCGAAGUCUUGUGUGCAAACUGUCGGAAUGUACUGUGAUUGCCGGUGUCUUGUGUGGAACAUGGAGAUUGGCGGGCUGCGCGGACCUGGGAAGCAUGUACGACCCAUUUGAUGGCAACAGCCCUGUCUGUACACUUUUGUUUGAAUUGAGAGCCGUAUCCCCUGCAUGGGGGUGCCGUGCGGCUGCAUGUGUGGCAGCACGAGCCGCAAUUAGCGGUUGCUCAGCCGUUGGUACGGGGGGCUGUUGAACUGGCAAAAUGCCGGUGAAGGACGAUCGUCAGUUUGUUUAUUAACGAUACAACCGUUGCAUGCUGAACGAUGCGGCUGGCCGUGGCAAGUGUUUCGUCGUAAUGGUUGUUGCAUACAUGGAUGUGGGCGAGGGGCGAGGGCUGCACGUCAACGGCUCUGCUGUUGCUGCUGUCAGAGUUGCGCUGCUGCGGAGGCGGCGGCUCUUAACAGUACUCACAGGGCGUGGAGCUUGAGCGUCGUUACCGACUUGCUGACCUAGUAUAAGUAGUAUGGCAUAUAUAUACCACUAUUACAAUUUACGAGCAGCAGCAUGGACUACGCUGCAUUUGCGCGCGUGGGAAUGCGCCUGUGGUGUGCGACCCCCCCUUUCAUGUGCUGCUAUACGACACCGCUUCGUUCAUUCAACCCCUGGAUUUAAGGGACAAAUGGAGAGGCAUAACUUACCCCUGAAGGCGUGCUUUUAUGGCGGCGCUUUUAUUAAAGCACCUGCGUGCGUGUCAUGUUGUAUCUUUGUGUGUUGUGGUGCCAACCUUUUGAGCAUUCCGGCUGAUGACGUCGGAAAGCUGGCGUCUGAGAUUUGUGGCUAUGUGUGGGUUUCAUGCGUGGACUUAGCUGGCGCACCUGCAUUCGCAGUUGACGUUUCAGCAGCACGGUCUGUUUCGCGCGAUAUGUCGUAUUGGCACAUACGCGUAUUGGCACAUACGCCGGCACAGAAGUGGAAUUACCGUAUCCGAGGCGUCUCAAGCGUGUAAGCGCGAUACCUUGUUACUAAGGUCACCCCGCCCGCCUAGUAAGUAGGGCUGUGCGGUGUGCUUCGCAUUCCGGCCCCUACCUUGCGAACAUGGUCCCAACUCGCCUGCUGAGGGAGCGCAUGCGGCCGCCUUGUACGGUGCGCAGCGGUGCUUGCAGCCGCUCGCUUAAUUGUUCACACGCUGGGUUUAAUAGCAUUCAUGGCACUGCGUACUUCUCGUGUUCGAUGUGUAAAGCGGGGGUUGUCCUUUUGUGUUCUGAUAUGGGGCCUUGGUAUCCAAGGAUGCACAUUGGUUUGUUGGCGCGCAUACCUUUCAUAGCCGUUCGUUUCUGGCGGCCCCCUCAUACUUGCGCAGUAGCAGUGCCCCUUGCCUGAUCCAUCGUACAGUUUGGUUGAUAACGAACUAGGGCUGGCAAUUGGGGCGGCGUUUGCGACAUACAUGCAUUCCAUUCUGUGCUGUGAGUCUGUGGCGUUUGGACUUCAGGUGUGUUUGUCGGUUCGCGCUGUGACGCCACGAACACCGCUUGGCAUUGACUUUGACCGUUACCUACCACCAUCAUCAUACCCUGACACCACCUGCAUGCUGGCAUGUUGGUUUGACGUUUCAUCGUAGUUUGUGCCGGCGCGGUGGCUUCCUGCUGUGGCCUAGCAUGGCUGGCCGAGGUGUGAGUGUGUUGAGCGUGUCACUCAAGCGACCCCCAAUGACCCGUUUCACGUGUAUAUGCGGUAUACCUUUAAACGGACAAGUGCCAUGGUAACGUGAUGCAAGGUGUGCACGCCUUGCCUCGACCUCCAUCUGAUUCCGGUGGUGCAACACACGCCGCUACAUGAGCCCUGAAGGCCCGCUGCGUGACGAACAUGUGCUUGGGAAGCUGCCAUGGUCAUGAAACUGACCGCAAUUACCGUAAAUGAACGACCAUUGCUGUAACAGUAACUAGUUCUUGGUUGGGGC